Molecule: messenger RNA, 7636 nt
Organism: Linum trigynum
Lineage: Eukaryota; Viridiplantae; Streptophyta; Magnoliopsida; Malpighiales; Linaceae
Source: the annotation of a GenBank genome assembly
UGUCCAUCACGCUCUUAAUCUGAUGGAUAAUUGGAGCAUACAUGUGGUCUAAAUCAAGGCGUCCCCCAACAUCGUAACAAUAACAUGGCUCAAAGUCAAAUGUUAAUGAAAUGAACCAUUUUGAGUCUAUUCCAAUUGGUUUGUGAAAUUUAUGAAUUUUGAGUCCAUUUGGUCUUGGUGAAAUUUGUGAAUUGUUCCAUUUUUGAAUCCAUUCCAAUUGUGUGGCUGAGGUAUGUAAUUCAAUUCACUAGUUAUAAAAUGACCCGCUUUAUAGAAUCAAACAAUUGAACAAACUAAAACAUUUUUAUUAUUAUUGAUUCAUCCAGCCCACCAUAACCAAUAAGUUCAAUUUUUAACGAGGGAAAAAAGGACUGAAUCACAUUUGUCGCAUUCAGACAUUUUCUGCCACCAAAGCCAGCUGCUCGUUUCUCAAGAAGGUAACGGAGUUUGGGCAAAUCAAAUCGUGCAAGAAACCCACUCCAGCCAAUAGAGAUGGGCAUAUUUCACUUGAUACAAAAUUACAAAGACCUUUUAUCUAGUCACCUUAUUAAAAAAUAAGGUUGUCAAGCCGCGGGUUGAUUCGGACACGGUCGAGCUAGUGGGUCAAGGGUCGGAUCACUCAUUUUUGUCCGGAAAUAUGAAAGAGUCAUUAUAUUGUACUUAUUCUGAUAAAUUGUAUCAAAUCUCAUUUAACAUAUGAGUAAUAACAUAUAAUAUUACACCAAAAUAACAUGUCAUACUUAGAUCCAACAUAUAGUGAAAAUUCAUACACACUUAUAUAACAUCAAUGUUCAAAUGUUCAACUAAUGAUUCCAUAGAUUGAGUUAGGCGAAAAGAAAAAUCGGAAAAUAGACGCAUUUCGCAAACCAAAGAAAAAAAAAAUGUCACAAUUUGACCUCCAACCCGAUACCUUAUAACGAUCGACCGACAAGUGCAUGCAACCCAUUUUUCUCACCGAAUCAGGAUCAAAGUGGGUCGACAGCUGACAACCUUAUUAAAAAACAAUAAGAACAUCCUCUCAUCCAUCUGUCUGUCGCGUGGAAGAAUUAUGAAACUAUAUAUAUAUAUAUCAUAUGUCAGAAAUGAGAAAACAAAACACCCACUAAUUAUGCAUGUACUUUGAUUACAUAUAUAUACGGCAGGUGGCAGACGAAUUGCCGUCAGUGGCCAGCUGAUUCGAAUCUGUAUUUUACAGGAAAGCAAUGAACGAACGAACGAACGAACAAACAAUCGCAUGUUCUGAAUUGUUAUUUUAUUAUAUCAAUAGGCAAUAGUGCGCAUAUCAAAUGCCAAAGCCUGGAUUCUUAUUUAACUCCUUAGGGUUUCCUUUGUUGUUGGAUGGAAGAACUAUAUAUGGAAAGUAUUAGCUUUUGAUUGAUUUAAAACUGGCAUAUGGGGUUCUGGAGUUCAUAAUUUGAAGGAGGAUAUGCAAUGGGGUUGAGCUUCUUCAACCAUUCAUUCUUUGAGUUUCCUUAAUGAAUAUACGAAGGACUACGAUGUCGAGGGCAUCGACACUAAUAAGUUUAGCACGAAGGAUCUGUCAAUACCAAAAGAAUUAGAGGUGGCUGACAUGAUGAUGGCGUACGACUCAAAAUUCGUGGUUCAAUGACUAGAAGUCAAAUCAAACAGGUUUGGAGAUCACGUCUGAGUUUUUAUUUUUAUUUGGCAUGUUACUUUGACGAUGUUGAAUCGAUUCAUUGUGAUGGACGGUUUGUGUACUUAAUUGGACUUUGUGAUAAUCGUGGUCCGCCCUAGAAAGAGUCGAAGUCCAAAACAGAAAACACUCUCCACGACCCAAAUUUCCUAUAAGGUUUUGGUUGAGGUCCACGCUCUCUGUAAAAUGGUUGGUCUUUACCUACGAAUUUAUGCGACUUUGAAAAAUGGAAACCUCACGCAACAAAAUUCAAUUGAUUCUUCAUUCUUCUUUGAGUGUUGAUUGGCAUAGGGUUAGAAACAAUGUUAUUGAUAGGUUGAUCAUUUUUGUUGUGGUUCACUUCAUUAUAUGUGCUUGGUGCUCUAAUCAAUUGAGUAAUUCAGAUUAAACACCUGACGAUUUGUGUACUUAAUUGGACUUUGUGAUGAUCGUGGUCCGCUUUAGAAAGAGUCGAAGUCCAAAACAGAAAACACUCUACACGACCCAAAUUUCCUAUAAGGUUUUGGUUGAGGUCCGCCCUCUCUAUAAAAUGGUUGGUCUUUACCUACGAAUUUAUGCGGCUUUGAAAAAUGGAAACCUCAUGCAAUCAAAUUCAAUUGAUUCUUCAUUCUUCUUUGAGUGUUGAUUGGCAUAGGGUUAGAAACAAUGUUAUUGAUAGGUUGAUCAUUUUUGUUGUGGUUCACUUCAUUAUAUGUGCUUGGUGCUCUAAUCAAUUGAGUAAUUCAGAUUAAACACCUAACGAUUUGUGUACUUAAUUGGACUUUGUGAUGAUCGUGGUCCGCUUUAGAAAGAGUCGAAGUCCAAAACAGAAAACACUCUACACGACCCAAAUUUCCUAUAAGGUUUUGGUUGAGGUCCGCCCUCUCUAUAAAAUGGUUGGUCUUUACCUACGAAUUUAUGCGGCUUUGAAAAAUGGAAACCUCAUGCAAUCAAAUUCAAUUGAUUCUUCAUUCUUCUUUGAGUGUUGAUUGGCAUAGGGUUAGAAACAAUGUUAUUGAUAGGUUGAUCAUUUUUGUUGUGGUUCACUUCAUUAUAUGUGCUUGGUGCUCUAAUCAAUUGAGUUAUUCAGAUUAAACAGAUAAGGCUGUAUUUUCAUCAAUUUGAUCUGAAGAGUCAAUCGGGAUCCAAACCGUUUCACCCUACCCUAGUUAAAAAAAAAAGUAGAAGAGAAGCUAACCCCAGAUUUGGUUAGGCCUGACCCAAGAGAAAGGUUAAAACUAACCGUGGUCGAGUUAAUAGCCAUGGGGAAGCAAAUUAUGAAACCCAACCCAAGAGUUAAAAAUCUAACCAUAGUUGAGAUUCUUUCACCCAUAGAAGAGAGAGAUAGAGAGGAGGAUGAGAAAAAAAAAAGUUGUCCAUGUGGUUGGGUUAAUGCUUAGGUUAAAUACUUAACCAAACCCACACCUGCUUUUUUUCUCCUCCAAUUUGUUAAAUAUUAAUUAGAUUUUUAAUUUCAUAGUUGGUGGGCUCUCAAAGAAGUUUUUUUUGAGCCUGAAACUAGAGAGAGAAAGGAAGAAAGGGAGAGAGAGAGAGAGAGGGGAGAAGGAGAGAAAUUCCUCUUCCAGGUCAGUUGGUUGAUGGGGUUUGGACAAAAGAGAUGAGUCGUUGCCCGCUAUAUCCUACUGAUUGCAACUGGUCUCUUCAGAUUCAAAAUUUUUUUCCCCCAAUCAUUUGGGAGAAUGCCGCUUUUGCCUUAAAUAGGUAUGAACUGUUCAUCUCCCGCAACUCGGUCCUGGUUUUUUUUUUUUUUUCCAGAUUCCUCUAACUCCCUUUGUUUCUUCGCGGGAAGCACUGUUUGGUAUCUGGCUCGCCAUUGUCGAUUUCGGGAGUCCGUUUUCGUGUUUCCAGAAUUCUAGGGUUUUAUGCCGCCAAGCGAAUUCUUUUUGCUGGCGGGUAUGAAUGUAGUGCAACUUGGGCCCAUUCUACUUGUUUACGUGCUGCAGAUCUACGGCCGUGUCGCUGUGUUUUGGAUUGUCUGCGAAUGGAUGUUGUGUAAUGAGCUUUCGAUGUGGAGCUUUGCUGGAACGUAAUUGGGAUUCUGUUUGUUGCUUUCGGUGGAGGCAACUGGAAGUUGGCAGGCAUUUUGAAUCUGGUUUUGGUUCCUAUGCGUUGUGCGCGUUAGUGUAGAUUAAUGGCUACCAUGAGGUGUUAUGCGACCUAUGUUUCCCUGUGUGUUACUUGGAAUUGGACCUGUUUAGAGAAAAUAGGAUUUGGAUUGCCCAUGCCCGGCUCUUAACCCCCAACUGAUCAUUAAACUGAAAAUCUAUCUUUCAAGUUUUCUUUCUACUAGUUGAAGUUCUGACCUCUUUUUUCAAGCAUUGUUCUUAUUUGGUACUUUGUUGGGUCUUCAUUGGUGAUGUAUGAUUCAGAAGUAGAACAUUUUUACAUUACUAUGUGAUGGGCACUUUUCAGAUAGGUAAUGUCAACUUCAAAUAUCAAACUAUAAAUAUGUGUUGAACACAAGUUACAAGCAUUUCCACAGCAAUUAUGUUGGCAUUGCUCUGUACUACUAGCCUAUCAUGCAGCAUAGGAUUCCUUUGCAUCGAGCAGCAGUCUGAGUAGCAAAAUGAAUAACUUUUCGUAUUUGUGUGUGAUGACCCCGCUUUUGUACUACAAGAACUCACUAGCAUAAGCUGUAGCUAUAGUAGAUCACAUUUCUUGUUUGAAUUGCAGAGAAUAUGACCACAGUUAAUAGCAGAAAGACCUUGAAACACUUAUGUGUUUAUAUUGAAAGUUAGGCUUUAAGUAUAGUUUGCUAUUUCAAUUAGGCUUGUCCUCUAGAAAGCUGCUGUCAAUUAGGCUAGUUGGGAUAUUGUUAUGCUAGUCUGACAGAAUUUCCAAUGCAUUGCACUUACAGAACAGACUAAAACCCCUAAAGGCAUUGUGAAUGAUUAGACUACUGACUUAUGCCUAACUUGGCAGUUGUCAGUACUAUAGAUCUAAUACCUGUUCCUUAUGAGAUUCUACUGAUCCUUGUUUUUUUUGGGUUGUCUUCUUCUUGCAGUAAGCUGCUAAUCUGGUAAUUUUAUUUGAAGAUUCAACUAGUGAGGCCCUGCUAGGAAUGUUUGGUUGAACUUUCAGUUUACUUCCAAGCAGGCAAGAGAGGGAGAAUUUUUCUCUUUUGGGAUUCAUUCGGGUAUUAUGGAGUGCAACAAAGAUGAAGCACUCAGGGCUAAAGAAAUCGCCGAGAGGAAGUUCAAUUCGAAGGACUAUCUCGCUGCCAAAAAGUUUGUCAUGAAGGCUCAAAACUUAUAUCCCGGUCUGGAAGGCCUGCCUCAAAUGCUGACAACACUCGAAGUCUAUAUAUCUGCUCAGAAUAAAAUAAGCGACGGUGAAGUCGAUUGGUACAACGUGCUCGGUGUUAGCCCCUUGGCUGAUGAUGAUACCGUGAGGAAGCAGUAUCGGAAGCUAGCUCUGGCCCUCCACCCGGACAAAAACAAAUCCCUUGGUUCUGACGGGGCAUUCAAGCUAGUCUCAGAAGCCUGGAGUUUGCUCUCAGAUAGAGACAAGAGAGUAGCAUACAACAAGAAGUUGAAUCCAACUGCAUUCUACCACAGAGACCCUAAUAAUCAGAGCAAAGUCCCCUUGUCCCAACCUAGUGCAAAUGGCUUUCAUACUUCCACCACUUCUUCCACAAAGACUCAGGGCAGGCAUUCCUCUACUCCUCCUUCCUUGAAAAAACAGAACACAUUUGCAGGAACUGCGGCUGAUCUCUCUUCCCAGAAAAAGUUGGAAACUUUCUGGACUAUUUGUAACCAAUGCAAGACACAGUAUGAGUACCUCAGGAUUUAUCUUAAUCACACACUGCUCUGCCCAAAUUGUCAGCAGGCCUUUCUUGCCGAUGAGAGAGCUCCACCUCCAAACAUUAUGAAGCCUCCACCGAAUCAAUCUCAUCGUCAGAAGCAUCGUCAAAAUUCUAAGCAUAAUAAUGCAGCAAGUAACAACAAUGAUGCUUCUAGUGGUGGAAAGAGCUAUGGCGCAGCUCAAAGACCGGGAGGAGAGAGUUAUGGAAUCGGAGGUUAUGUAAAUGGUUCUCGUGGGGCAUUCACACAGCCAUCAACCACCAGUCAAACUGUUGCUCCAACUGCAAAUACUGUUCAGUUUGAUAGGAACCAUAUUCAUAAGAGGGCGGCUGGUACCACUGCUCCCGAAGAUGAUCCAUUGCUGAAAAAGAGGCGAGGAGAUGCUACUUACAACAUGAUUUUCUCCGGCAAAGAAAAGGCAGUAACUGGAGGUGUGUUCGAACUUAAGAAGGUCCCUGUCGAAGCUGACAAGACCUAUAGAUUUACUGACUUUCCUGGGUUUAGUAGUGCACGAAGAGAGUUAAAUCCUCUGGAGCUUCGGAACAUGUUGGCAGGAAAAGCCCGUUUGGCAAUUAGCAAAGCAUUGGAACAAUGGAGCUCAAAAGAAGUGAAAGUAAUAAGCAGCAGCAAGAAGCAGAAAAUCAAUGGAACCAAUAUUGUUAACAACACUCAUAAUAACGACCAUGCUACUAGCAUUCCUUCAAAUUCAGGAAAACAGGGGAAGGAUUCAGUCCGUGAGGUUUCUCCCGAUAAAGGUAAUGAAGCAGCAGCCCUUCAGCCAGUGUCGAUUACUGUCCCAGAUUCUGACUUUCACAACUUCGAUUUGGACCGAACCGAGACUUCCUUCGGAGAUGACCAAGUAUGGGCUGCUUAUGAUGAGAAUGAUGGGAUGCCUCGUUACUACGCACGAAUCUUCAAGUUGAUAUCGGCGAAUCCUUUUAAGUUGAAGAUCAGCUGGCUCAAUUCGAGAACCAACAGCGAGUUUGGUUCUUUGCAGUGGGUCGGUUCGGGAUUCCUGAAAACAUGCGGUGAUUUCAGGACUGGGAGACACGAGAUCAGUGAAACUCUGAAUGCUUUCUCCCACAGGGUGAAAUUUACGAAGGGAGCUCGUGGGGUCACCCGAAUACUCCCUAUGAAAGGCGAGAUAUGGGCUCUCUACAGAAACUGGUCCUCGGAAUGGGAUCAGAGUACCCCGGAGGAGGUAAUGCACAAGUAUGACAUGGUGGAAGUGGUAGAUGAUUAUGAUGAGGAGCAAGGCAUAUCGAUCAUUCCUCUAGUGAAAGUCGAUGGGUUCAAAACUGUUUUUGCCAAGCCGACGGAUUCUUCUGAAGUCAGUAGGAGGAUUCCGAGAGAAGAAAUGUUUCGGUUCUCACAUCAGGUCCCACAUCAUCUGCUCACAGGAGAAGAAGCCGAGAACUCUCCCAAGGGUUGUUACGAGCUGGAUCCUGCAGCUACACCGUUAGAGCUUCUUACUACGGUGGGUGAAAAGGCUGAAACUACCUCUGGCCAGAUCAAUUGCGUCAUGCAAGCAGCAGCAGAGGGAGGUACGAAGGUGGGUACUUAGGUAGCAGAAGGAGGCAGCUAGUUGGGAUAGAUGAUCAUUUUGGAUUCACCAAAGGGCAGGGGACAGUUGAAGGAAGAUACAGGGGGCAGGAGAAUUAUAGGCCAUGUUUUUUUUGUUUUUGAUUUUUUGUAAAGCUGAUCCAUGAAGGAAAUAUUGUAGAUGCUUUCUUCAACUUGUGCCAUUACAAGGACUGCUACUAGUUCUAUUACUACCCGGGAUCGAAGAAAGAGAUCCUGAGUUUUGUUCUGUUUAAUUGUGGCUGCAUAGUCUGGGACGGUCUGUAGGGAAACAGAACCAUUCAUUUAGCAGUAGCCUAGAAGAUUACCAGCAGGUGGUUUUAAUUUUACACCUUUUCUGUUCUGUGUUAAUGAUCUUUUGGAAAUUGCUCUAGUCUGUUCUCUGUUGUGAUUUGGGGUUUCUCAGAUGUCUGAACUUUGUGGAAGAGACAUUCAUUUUGAUUGCUAUAGCUGAAUUAGCACAUUGAUCUUCAUUUUGUUCAUCUUCUCUUAUUUGAUAAUCAGCUACAUCUAACUAAUCGCUACUCGCUAAAAAGUUGGGCCUGAGCCUGACUUUUUGGGUUGGGCCUUUCUUCCUAAAGAAAACUUCCUACCGAGC